AUGGCGCCCACGGCUGCGCAGGGUGUAGUCCCGGACCAGGGCGUCGACCGCAUCAGUGAUCUCCCCGAUGAGCUCCUCUGCGCUGUUGUCUCCUCGCUUCCCGCCAAGGACGGCGCCCGCACCAUGGUCCUCUCCCGCAGGUGGAGCAACCUCCGGCUCUCCGCCCCUCUCAACCUCGACGACGAACACCCGAUCCUUUCAGAGUUUGUGCGCCCCCACCGGCAGGUAGAAUACCUCAAACUCCUACACAUCACACGCAUCCUGUCCGCCCACCGCGGCCCCGUCCGCCGGCUUCGCCUCGGCAGCAUCUGCCACACAUCCACCACCUCCGGUGACUGGUUACGGUCGCCGGCGCUCGACAAGCUCGAGGAGCUCCACUUCCGCUACGAGUUCAUGGAAUUUGGGCCUAGGCAGAAUCGUCUGCCAUCCUCGGCGCUGAGGUUCUCCGAGCUCCGGGUCGCCAGCUAUGGCGGAUGUGAAUUUCCGGACGAUCUUGGAUGCGUUACGUUUCUGAAGCUGAGGGAGCUCACCCUCUACCAGCUCAGAAUCUCAGACAGCGCCCUCCCUGCCAUGAUCUCGGCCUGCCCAGCUCUCGGCAGCUUGUUGCUCGUGGAUAACAAUAGCGUCCGCCGUGUCCGCAUCAGCUCUCCCAGACUAGUAAGGCUUGGCAUCUCGGUUAUUGAGGCACGGAGACGGAGCAGUGUGGUGAUGAAAGAACUCAUCAUUGUGAAUGCUCCCAGCAUGGAAAAAUUGCUGCUAUUUCGGAUAGAUGGAGGCCUCAAAAACAUCCAUGUGAAGUUUGCACCAAAACUUGAGGUUCUUGGCUGCCUGUCAAAGGGGCACGUGGAAGGGAGCAAGAAGCACGCAGGUGGCGGGGAGCUCUGCGGAGGGGCACGUGGCAGGGAGCGAGAAGCAGACGGUGGGGAGCUCAGCAGAGGGGUGCGCAUCGGGGAGCUUCGUGCUCGAGAAGCAGGCGGCGUGGAUCUCAGCGAAGGGGGGGCGCUCGAGGAUGACUAG
Molecule: messenger RNA, 1017 nt
Organism: Panicum virgatum (switchgrass)
Lineage: Eukaryota; Viridiplantae; Streptophyta; Magnoliopsida; Poales; Poaceae
Product: F-box/FBD/LRR-repeat protein At5g56420-like
Exons: 3
Coding region: 1-1017 (338 amino acids)
Molecular function (GO): protein binding
Source: RefSeq, a predicted model, not a curated record